Messenger RNA from Clupea harengus (Atlantic herring), 6228 nucleotides. Its product is annotated as equilibrative nucleoside transporter 2. Gene Ontology annotation, biological process: uridine transmembrane transport; guanine transport; adenine transport. Gene Ontology annotation, molecular function: nucleoside transmembrane transporter activity. Gene Ontology annotation, cellular component: basolateral plasma membrane; plasma membrane. Lineage: Eukaryota; Metazoa; Chordata; Actinopteri; Clupeiformes; Clupeidae. The record is from RefSeq and is a predicted model, not a curated record.
GCUCCUUUAAAACUCCAACCCUAGUCUAUUUUGUUCCCUAUCUCGAAUGGGAAAAAUAAUACAUACACCUUGCAUUUAUGGUAUAUACAGCAACUAAAUUAAAUUAAUUUAUUAAAUUGCCGUUUGCCGUUUUAUUUUCUCUGGCCAAUAGUAUCGCUGUAAACUGACCCAUUAACCUACAUCGUCAUAUACAUACAACCAGCUGUCUGUCACGAAGCUCCUCCCCCGCCCAUGGAAAUAAUGGUGCACUAUCGUCGUCUAGCUUACUCUAAUUCUGAAGUAUUCGUGUACCUACUGUAGGCAGGCUGAUGGUUUAGACCACGUGGACGGAGCUAACCUUCUCUUGUGAGACUACAUUUUGCUACUGUUAUCGGAGGACAUCGAAAACGGAUAGUCUCCCGCCGCCGUGUUCAGUUGCUGCGACAACAAUGAGCAAGAUGGAGGGGGCUCCAAAAGACCGUGGCUGGCUGGUGGGCAUAAUUUUCUUCAUCCUGGGCCUGGGGACUCUCCUGCCCUGGAACUUCUUCAUGACUGCCUCAAUGUACUUCAACAACAGACUCAAAACAUCCGAGUGGAGUAAUGGCACAGUCACUGCCACGAAAGAGUAUUACUUCGACAACUGGAUGACUCUGCUAUCCCAGCUGCCCUUGUUGCUCUUCACCCUGCUCAACUCCUUCCUGUAUCCAAGGAUCUCGGAGGCGGUUCGCAUCGGCGGGAGCCUGGUGUGCAUCCUCAUCCUCUUCCUCCUCACUGCCGUCCUUGUCAAGGUGGACAUGGAGCAGGACCGCUUCUUCUCCGUCACCAUGGCGACCGUCUGGUUCAUCAACUCCUUCGGGGCCGUGUUGCAGGGCAGUCUGUUUGGCCUGGUGGGUCUUCUCCCGCAGAAGUACAGCGCCGUGUUCAUGAGCGGUCAGGGCCUGGCCGGCACGUUCGCAGCCGUAGCCAUGAUCCUUGCCAUAGCCAGUAAGGCUGAUGAUCAGACAGCUGCCCUUGGGUACUUCAUCACCCCGUGUGUUGGAACCCUAAUCACACUAAUCAGCUACCUGAUGCUGUGCAGACUGCCUUUUGCCCAGUAUUACCUCCGCAAAGACAGGAGCAAGAACUACGAGCCAGUAAGCGAUCCGACAACCAAUCAGCUACUGCUUAAAGAAGACACUGCGAUCAUGACGGAGAACGGCCUAGUCAAUGGAAACGCUAAUGGCCACGCCAGCGGCUCUCCAGUGGCCAAUGGCAGCAUUGAUGUCACCCCCACUUCCAGCGAAAGCAGAGAAGAGUCAGAGAAACUGUCCGUCCUCGAGGUCUUCAAAAAGAUCUGGGUCAUGGCGUUCUGUGUAACGUUCAUCUUCACGGUCACGCUCUCGGUGUUCCCUGCGGUGACGGUGGAUGUGAAGACGGUGUACCGGGGAGAAUGGGAGAAGUACUUCAUCCCGGUGUGCUGUUUCCUCUUCUUCAACCUCAUGGACUGGCUAGGCAGGACCGUGACCACGCUGAAGCAAUGGCCCCCCAAAGAGAGCCGUGUUUUCCCGGCGCUGGUGGUUGCGCGGGUGAUCUUCAUCCCGCUGCUGUUGUUCUGUAACGUGCAGAAGCGCUCCUACCUGCCGGUGCUCUUCAGCAAUGACGUGGCCUUCUCCGCCAUCAUGCUGCUCUUCUCCCUCUCCAGCGGAUACGGUGUCUGUCUGUCCAUGACCUACGCACCGCAGCUGGUAGAAGCCAAGGACAAGGAGACUGCUGGAGCCCUGAUGACCUUCUUCCUGGCUCUGGGCCUGUCGUUAGGGGCCACCUUCUCUUUCCCUCUGCGGCUGCUCGUGUAGGGGGACCCCCCCUCCAACUCUUAGGAAGCGCUCUGGCACGUUACCCCAAACCCUGUAUAAUCAAUGUUCCAGUGGAGGGCAGGAGCCAACCAAUCAGAUCAGUCUAUGAUGAUCACCUGACCAACAUCCCAGUUCCCACCACAGCGGAAUGUUUAUUGGAUCCCACCCAGAUCAACAUAUCCCAUCAACCCCGGCACCUCCAAACUCCACCUGUGGUCUGCAGUGUCAUUAGUUAUCCUAUCAGUAGAAGCCUUCUUCUGGCUGUGCCAUCAACACACCUCCUGGGCCAAUCAGAUCCAGCUGUGUUGAUCACCUGACCAACAUCCACAUCAUCCACCCGCGCAAAACAUCCCAGCUGAAUGUGAAUCUAUUGGACCGGGCCUUAAUGUGACUUGGUCCAAACACAGAACCCCACCACCACUGCCCCCUCCUGGGCAUUCUUACAGAAGCACCCGGGUCCAUAACAGGUCCCCCCGUCCCCCCCCCCAGAGGAGGAACUACUCCUACCGUUCAAAAAAGAGCGCAACUCAUCUCACGCCAUCGCCACCAACAGCAGCUAAGGAAACAAAAUGGCGUUUGGCUAAAGCUACUUCCGGUUUAUUAUCAAUAAAGCAGUGGCUGCUAGGACCAGUUGACAUUAACCUUGAGGCCAGCUGGCUUCUGCAAGGGCCCAAAGGGAUACGCACGUCCAUUUCCUGCCUGGAAGGAAGUGGCUUACUGGGGCCCAUCAUGAGUACGCCUCUAAGCUAUGCAGAAACUCCAAUAGAAGUCAAUGAGGGAACAUGCUAGCAUACCGGCUAGUCAUUAUGCUAAUGACUUUGCUAAUGGCAGGUCAAGGUCAGCUCCUACUUGGAUGAAAUGUAUUGCCAACGUGGAAUUACUGGAACAAAGGCAAAAUGUUACUGUCAGAAUGUCAUCUCCACCAUCUCAGAUUUAGUUCUCGGGUGUCAGAUGUACUUGUAUAGCAGUAUGCAAAAGAUGAAUUGCAUAAAUGCCUAAAUAUACAUACAUACAUACAUGCCUAUAUAUAUGCAUAUAUACCUAAAAUAUGUAUAUUUAAGUGUGCCAGUAUCCCCCUCCCUUUAGAGCAGUCCUGUCUCAGGAUAUUUUCAUUCAGUCAGAUAUAUUUUGGGACAACUGAAGAAUAGGAAAGACAGUUCAACUCAAAGGGAUCAACUCUAUAAGGAAGCCAUUUUCUUUUGUGGACGCAUGGGCUGUUCACUUGACAGACCAGACUUCAUUGUCUGAGCAAAAUGAAUGUAGACUGAGAAAGAACAAGCUGAGCUGGCCACACUUGGCCAAUUUUUAAAUAUUUUUUUAAAUUGUGUUCUGCUUUAAAUAUAUAUAUAUAUAUAUAUAUAUAUAUUUUUCCAAUCAUGUGGAUCAUCGGACUGCUUCGGUUUCAAAGAACCGCCUAAGGGGACGAACACACGAGACGUGUUUUCUAAAAACGCGACGCUAGCAUAACCAUUGUUUCCUAUGGUACGGCGUGCCUUUCGCCUUUAAUGCGCCGCGUGUCGCGUUUUUCUAGCGUUUUUUAGGCGCUUAAAAGUUUAAAUAUUCUCAACUUUUCAGCGCGAGGCGCACAGCUCAUCAAUGUCACACUCGGCCCAUUUGGUUGCGCACGCAGCCCCGCUCCACAGGCGCGCUGUUUUGCCCGCCGCGCUUUUUUUCAAGGCGUUUUUGAAGCGUCUGCGUUUUUAGAAACACGUCUGGUGGGUUCAUGCCCUAAGAGAACCAUAAAGGAAAAUAACUUGAGGUCAGCGGAACCCCUAGGACUUCAGAGAAAUAACUUUGACAAUGAACUGCCUACCAUAAUGUUCAGCCAAGUACACUGAGGGAAACCCAGUGGAAAGGUUGUUUGGGUCCUGCUUCAUAUUAAGUAUCCUCGGCUAUUAUGCACUUAACAUUUAAUCAGUUGGUCUACAGUGUUCAGUACACUUUUUCUGCAAAUAGCGUGCAUGUUGUCACGACAUGUACUUGCGGUUUGGGGUUACAUGAAGAUUUGCAACCUAUAAUGUGUAUUUGCAUGACGAGUACACUUUUAUCUAUCCAAGUGCACUGUACUUAGGACACUUAGUAUGAAAUGGGGCCUUUAAUCUGUUGCGUCAUUGCAAAGCCUUCGCUGCUGAUCUGGGGACAGUGUAGACAGCACACAGGUACCUUAAGGGCUAAUAUGCUGUGGUCUUUUAAGGAAGCGCGCUUGUUUGUGUGUGUUGUGUGUUGUGUGUGUGUGUGUGUGUGAGAGAGAGAGAUUCACCUCGCCACAACACGCUGCGUCACAUUCCCCUGGCAGAAGGUCAGUAAAUAGAGAGGGUUGCUUCGGGCCGCCCACAUUCCAGAAUCUUCUACUCUGCAAUGUUGGUCUUCCCUCAAUUUCAAUUCUGCAUAUGGAGGGGAAAAGAUUUGUUAAACUGAAAGAUCUAUGUACAAAUAUGUAGAAAAACAAACAAAAAAAUAAAUAACGAAUAAUAAUGGUUAUAUGGAAAUGUAACAUUGUGAUUUGAGAUCCUUGGUUGAUUUUUAACUUCUAAAGACUUACUCUAAAGUAAAUUAUUAGACGUAAUUACAAAAAUUAAGCAUAAAUUAGAAUCAGAAGGAAGUUUCCUUAAAUCAUAACUGUCUCUCGACCAGAUGUGUGUACUGCCAUUUUGUUUUGAACAUAUGCCGUAAAAAGAAAGACUCCCAAUGCAUUCCCUUCCCUUUACUGAAACUAGAACAGAACUGACCCUGAUCUGGCAGCAGUCUUUUUGUAGUGGUGCUUUAUGUCUCUAGAGGACAUCUCGCAUAAACCGUAAACAUGUAACCUGAGACGUUAUGGACUUGGGGCCAGAACUAACCUAACACUAAGCCCUAGGUUUCCCCAAAGAUGGAACUGGUUACCGGCGAUUGAAAGUCAGUUGCAUGACUGUUGAAAUGCUAACUGCAUGACUACUCCUUGAAGAAUGCAUCCCUAGUUGCGACUGUUGUUCUGCCAGUGCUGGUAAUCAGUCGAUCAUGACGUUUUUGAAGUACCAAACACUUCUAUCAGACUCUGACCAGGAAGGGUUAUGCAUCUUCACACUUACCAGGAUGAGGUCUGAACACAUAAAAGUGUGAAGUUUUCCCUGGCAUAGCCUGUCUCAUCACACACAUUUUCUGUUACGUAAAAAUGUUGGCAGUGGCAUUGCCUUUUUUUUUCUCCAAUUCAAAGACAUAUAACCAAACACAUCAGGUAACAUGUUAUAUAGAUACAGAUACACAACCCCCCCCCCCCCUCGGCAGUGCUGAACACCAACCAUUUGUGUUCGCAACAGGCCAGUGUUAUGAAUACAUUUGUGCACAAAUAUGGCUAAAGAAGCCUAUGCUUUGUUUACAGAGGUGUGAGAUAAUAGUUUAUAUGUUUUUUUGUUUAUGUGUUUGUUUGAUUUUUUUUGUAGGUUGAAGCCUGGUGGUUUCUGAGUGUUUUGCGGUUUGGUUGUUUGUAUUUCACAUUGACAAAUAUAGCUGUGGGUUUAAGUUUUAUUUCUAUCUUUGUAAAUAAGUUUUACCAUCACUUUUUUGUUAUUUAUUUUAACACCAUUUGGUAUACUGAAAGGUCAGUUAGGCCUAACAAAUAUACCAACAUUCUCUGAAUUAUAACUGAUAACAACAGUUCUACGUUGGCUACAAGAACCAUAAUGAUUGUGCCGUCUAAACUUUGUUUAAUAUCUGUUAAUAGCAGUUUUUAAAAACAAAGAAUGAUUAGUUAGGUAUCCAGAUAGCUACACUGAGAGUAACAAGAAACGAUAGUUGGUUUUUUUUUGGAAAGUGCAUUUUAAGCCAAGCUAGGCCAAACACAUUCACUGUUUUCAUUGUGGUUCACUCCCAGGGAUAACUGGGUAUGGGAUAACAUGGUCUGGCUUUGUCCAGCUUUUACUCAACACUAAAUCGUUAUUAUUGCUGCUGUGUCGGAAAGCACUAGCUGCCUCAUGUGUUGUAAGUGUGUAAAGUACCCGACAGGCUAAUUGGCUAUGUGUACCUUGGUUUGCUAUUCACUGGUUCCAAUUGGGAGAGUCGUGUCUGAAGGCAGUGUGAUUCAUCGGAGAGAGCUGUAUAGUGUGUCUGUGUAAACCUCACUCUCCAACACCUUAGGUGUUCGCCUCCUUGCUAGCACACCCUCCUCCCAUGCCAGAAGUUGCCAGUUUGAGUUGGGUGCGGGACUGCUUGUCCACACAAUGCACGUUACAUCCACAAGGUGGCGCUAGUGCUCAAUCGAGAAGAUGUGAGUGAUUUGUGGUUGUAUUAUACGCAUUUUUGUCAUCAAUAAGGGAGACAAUGCUUUUUGUAUGUUUAUAUAGGUUGUUGCUUACAAUUAUAUGAAAUUAUGGAAAUUAAUGAUAUUGUAAAUACUUUGUUUCUGUCGUGUGUAUAUAUUAAACUAGUUUUUUACACUGUU